AUGUGGUGCAGCUCUUUUAUGCCUCAGCUCUGGCUCCGGAGGACUAACGAGUCAGACACUGUCAGAUCCAGGAUAGCAGGGGCCACGGGCGGCUGCUUUGAAGUGGGCUGUGAGAUUCUCAUCUACAGGGAUCAGAUGAAGGCACAAAGGAGGAGAGCAAGAGUUCUUAGAGACGACUUCAGACAGAACCCAGUGGAUGUGAUGGUUGCUGUGGGAGAACCUGCCGUGCUGGAGUGUCAGCCCCCCCGCGGACACCCCGAACCCACCAUCUCAUGGAAGAAAGACGGCUCCAGUCUGGACGACAGGGACGAACGCAUCACGAUUCGCAGUGGGAAGCUCAUGAUCACCAACACCAGGAAGAGUGACGCAGGAAAAUAUGUGUGCGUGGGGACCAACAUGGUGGGAGAGCGGGAGAGCGAGAUCGCUGUACUGACUGUUUUAGAGAGGCCGACAUUUGUGAAGCGUCCCAACAAUGUGGUGGUUCUAGCGUACGAGAGUGUGGAGUUUCAGUGUGUGGUUCAAGGAGACCCCGUUCCCACUGUCCGCUGGAGGAAAGAUGAUUCUGACUUGCCUAAGGGCAGAUUUGAAAUCCAAGAGGACCAUACCUUGAUUGUUCGCCAAGUGACCUCUGUGGACGAGGGCUCCUAUACGUGCGUGGUGGAGAACAUGGUGGGCAAGUCAGAAGCAUCGGCCACGCUCACCGUCCACGUAAACAUUGUGCCCCCUGCGUUUGCGAUCCGACCCAGGAACCAGGUGGUGGCAGUGGGCAGGACGGUGACCUUCCAAUGCGAGGCCACAGGCAACCCGCAACCUGCAAUCUUCUGGCAGAGGGAGGGCAGCGAGAGUCUCUUGUUUUCGUACCAACCGCCCCAGCCCUUCAGCCGCCUGUCCGUUUCCCAGAUGGGCAGUUUGACCAUUUCCGAUGUCCAGCGUUUGGACAGUGGCUACUACAGCUGCCAGGCUCUGAACAUCGCUGGAAGUGUGAUCACCAAAGCGCUGCUGGAGGUCACAGACACGGGUUCAGACCAGCCUCCUCCUGUAAUAAAGCAAGGUCCACUGAACCAGACUGUGGCUGUGGACAGUACAGUGAUGCUGCGGUGUCAGACCAGUGGAAGUCCUCCUCCCACAGUCCAGUGGAAGAGGGACGGGGCAUCAGUGUCUCCGGUGGACUCACGCUUGACUCUAACUGAGUCAGGCUCUCUGGAGAUUCGCUACGCAAAGCUUGGAGACACAGGCCUCUACACUUGUGUGGCAACCAGUCCCAGUGGAGAGGCUACCUGGACGGCUCAUCUACAAGUGGAAGAAUUUGGAGUCCCAGUUUACAGCAGCCCGCCCUCCGACCCCAGCCUUCUCCCCAGUGCUCCAUCCAAACCCGAAGUGAUCGACAUCAGCCGCAACUCUGUGUCUCUCUCAUGGAAUUCCCCCGACUCUUCCUCUACAACCUACAUUAUUGAGGCCUUUAGCAACACCUUGGGCAGCAGAUGGGUAACGGUGGCAGAGCAUGUGAAGACACAGACCUAUGUCUUAAAGAACCUGAAGCCUGGGGCCAUCUACCUUUUCAUGGUCCGAGCACUGAAUAACUAUGGCCUCAGUGAUCCCAGUCCCAUAUCUGACUCAAUAAGGACCCACGACGGCAGCUCCACCAUCCUGGGAGUGGAUCACCGGCACAUCCAGAGGGAGCUGGGCGACGUGGUCAUCCACCUACACGCUCCCACUGUGCUGUCCUCCUCCUCUGUCAGGCUGCAGUGGAUGGUGGAGCAGCCCUCUCUUUACAUCCAGGGGUAUAAGGUGCUGUAUCGCCCGUCUGCAGACCACGGCCAGCCCGACAGUCAGUGGAGUGUCCUGGAGGUCAGGGCUCUGCAGGAGGACGGAGUGGUCAUCGAUCAGCUGAAAAAAGCCUCAAUCUAUGAAUUUAAAGUGCGCCCUUUCUUUGACGAGUUUCAAGGAGCCGACAGUGAUGUGAAAGUGGUCAAGACGUUACAAGAAGCCCCAAGUCGAGCACCCCAGGGUGUUACUGUAACAAAGACUGAUGCCAACGGGACCGCUAUCCUUGUUGCCUGGAAACCGCCCCCACAACAGGAAGAAGCCGGACUCAUUCAAGAAUACAAGAUUUGGUGCUUGGGUAAUGAGAGCCGCUAUCAUGUGAACCAGUCAGUGGAUGGAUCAACUCACUCUGCACUUAUUUCAAGUUUGGCCCCUGGAAUCCGUUACAGUGUUGAAGUAGCAGCAAGCAAUGGAGCAGGCCCUGGGGCCAAAAGCGAUGUUACUUUCUUCCAACUUGAUUCGGCAGGCCAGAUGAUGGACAUCACAGAGGCAAGGGACACGCUGUCUCAGAUCUCUGACGUGGUGAGGCAGCCAGCCUUUAUCGCUGGCAUUGGCGCCACCUGCUGGCUCAUCCUCAUGAUUUUCAGCGUGUGGCUUUACCGGCACCGGAAGAAGAGAAGUGGCCUCAGCAGCACAUACACUGGCAUCAGGAAAGUGCCUUCAUUCACGUUCACCCCUACAGUUGCCUAUCAAAGGGGGGAGUCUGUGUGCAGCGCUGGCAGGCCUGGGCUCCUCGGCAUGGGAGAGCCCCUCAACCAUCUGUGGCUGCCUGAAAACUGGCCAAACGCCUGUGCCAAUCACAAAGACUGUAGCAUCAACUGCUGCAACAACGGAAACGGCACCAGUGACAGCAACAUGACAACCUACAGCCGGCCAGCCGACUGCAUUGCAAACUACGGCAACCAUCCAGAGGCCAAGCAGCUCGGUCCAGAUAUGCCCAUUUAUAGCGAUGUCAACUUGGCUAAUAAGCUGAACGACAUAAAGGCAUUUAGUAAUUCAAGUUUGUGCUUUGCAAGUCCAACCGGGUCUGGCACCUAUGAGCCAAUCCCCUAUGCAACGACCCAGCUCAUACAAUCGAACAUUAAGAAUAAACCAACCAUGGGGGGCGCUAUAGGAGAACCAUUGGAUAUGCCUUGCUGGAAGCCUCCUCACCCUCCUCCUAUCCCCAAAGAGAUUGCAGCACAGAUGCAGUACAACAUCAUGGCACAGAACAUGUUCAAUAAAGAACAGCACCCAGGAAGUGAACAAAUCCACCCCAAAACCAUCCCGUACAACCAGAGCUUGGACAACAGCACAGUGGGCUCUCACCACAGCUCUGACAGAGGCAGCAGUGGCACUUCAGGGAGUCAAAAUCAAAAGAAGAUGGCACGUGUUCAGAAGAUUCCAAAGCACAAUGCAGUGAGCUGGGGGGAUGCAGUGUCCGCUCCCAACGCAUGGGGGGACUGUGAUGACUACAGCCUGCCCCUGGAGAACAGUUAUAACCCCGAGGACAGAGCGGAGAGCUGCCCCACUCCUCCGGUCAGGGGCCCAGCCUCGUCCCAUUCUGAAGGAUCACUACCAAUCACCUCUUUGCACAACGGAAAUGAACACCAGAGCCUGGACACUGAUGACCAAGAGGAGGAUGAUGAGGAGUUAGAAGAGGAGGAAGAGGGACUAGAGCCAACAGAGGUCGUUUACAGCCCACACCACAGCCAGCAGCAGCAGAAGACCCAGAGAGCCCACUCCUCUCCAUUGAAACUGCUGCACCCAGGGUUGGAGCAGACCCCAGCGUCCAGCACUGGAGACCUGGAGCACUCAGUGACGGGCUCCAUGGUGAACAGCUGGGGAUCAGCCUCCGAGGACAACAUCUCCUCUGGUCGCUCCAGCAUCAUCAGCACGUCCGAGGGAUCAUUCUUCACAGAUGGGGAUUUCAGCCAGGCGCUGCCCUCCAACCGGGAUUUGGUGGGACUACGAAUGUGCAGAUAUACGGAUGAUGCAGGCCGGAGGCAGCCGCGGCCCAGCAGUCCUCUGUCCACCGACAGCAACAUGAGUCCUGCAGUUACACAUAAGAGGCCUCGCAGACAUAAACCCAACCAGCCUGCGUACGGCUGCCAUCCCAAAGACGUCUUCAGUGACGACACAUGCAUGCCUCUGUCCUUCACCAGCCCAGUGCCCCCUGGUGACUACAGGGCACGAGGGGCCACACUGCCCCGGAUGGGUUCUGGAGAGGCACGAGGCCGAAGAGGAAGCGCUGGCACACCGAGGAUCCGAGAGCCUGAGCAGAGCGAGGGACACGAAAAGCACAAAAAUACAACAGGAGCAAAAGCAAACAGCAAAAACCGACAGCACUCGGAAUUUGGGGAUGUGCCUCUGUACAGUCGCCCCACGUUCCCAUCAGGUCAGACACACAGGUCUGAGUCUGACACCAAGAAAUCAUGCACAUUUAUAAAUGGAGAAUCACGGACCAAACAGGGAGGGGAAGUGUUUGGCUCAACUCAGGCUGGAAGUUCCUGA
This is a messenger RNA of Knipowitschia caucasica, 4317 nucleotides long. The record is from the annotation of a GenBank genome assembly. Lineage: Eukaryota; Metazoa; Chordata; Actinopteri; Gobiiformes; Gobiidae.